GAACAAAAAAUCGUGAUCACAACACCUUUUGUUGACGCUGUUGCCAAUGAAUGAGAAACCCCCGCUGUCACGUGACAGGUAAAGGCGCAUUGUCGACGAUUUCGGUUUAAAGGGGAUUAAAAUCUACCCAUAUACUUCUUUGGAUCGUCUGUAAACAAGAAUCUCAUUUUUGAAAAUAGUUUAUUUAUAUUUCCUGGGAAUACGGUGACCGUUUUGCGGGCAAAAUGGGAGCGAAAGUUGGGGAUGAAAAAUCGGAGGAUAAGGAAAAAUCUUCAGAUGAAAAGAAAGAAUAUAUGGGUGAUCCCAGGAAAUAUGAUCCAAACUUUAAUGGCCCAAUAAAAAACAGAUCAUGUACAGAUAUUAUUUGCUGCUUAUUAUUUCUGAUUUUCCUUGCUGGGAUGGUGGUGUGUUCUGCAAUAGGAUAUGCCAGAGGAAAUCCUUAUAAACUCCUAUAUCCUACUGACUCUUCAGGAAAUAUAUGUGGAUAUGAUACUGGAUAUACAGACAAGCCUUAUUUGGUGUACUUCGACAUGUUGAAAUGCGCAAAGUCCGGAUCAGCUGUUAUUAUCACGGGAUGUUCUACACCACAGGUUUGUGUGAAGACUUGCCCAUCAACAUACUGGUACUAUCUAUAUCAGGUGGCACUGGAGACAGCUACCACUAAAACUGUGGCAGACAGAGCCACAGACAUGAUCUGUAAGGGGGGAACCGAUACCUCUGUGGGCACUAUCCAGAAUCUGGUUGACACAAAAGCAUGUGCUCCAUAUUAUGUCAAAUCAACUCCAGUGGUUGGCCGCUGUAUCCCGUCGUUUUUCCUGGAGAUAACAGACUGGGCACAGAACCUUGUUGUUACUGCGUCAGGUACAGACUACAAUCUGACCAACACUGACGGGGAAGGAAUCACAGGAAAUGCCAUGAAUGAGGCUAGCUAUUGGCUGGCUCAGUUCAUGUCUGCUAGUGAAGUGGUGGAGAGGAUCUACAAGGAUGUGGUAGCCUCGUGGUGGCUGUUGUUAGUGUUUUUGGGGGCAGCCAUGGUGACAUGUUUUAUUUGGAUUGUCCUGAUGCGAUGGCUGACUGGUAUAAUUGUUUGGUUCACAAUCUUUGCUGUAUUAGCAGUUCUGUCAUAUGCUUGCUACUACAGCUAUACUCAGUACUUUGAUCUGAAAACCAAAAAUGUGACCGGGGAAUGGGGAUACUCUGAGGCAUUUGCAUUGAACUUCAGUUACUACCUACAGCUUAAAGAAACGUGGCUGGCAUUUGCUUGUGGAACAGCCACAUUUCUGUCCAUAUUUGUUUUGCUGCUGAUUUUCCUCCUCAAUAGAAUUUGUAUCGCUAUUGAGCUCAUUAAAGAGGGUAGCAGAGCCAUUGGGAACAUGAUUUUUACUUUAAUAUGGCCAGUCUUUCCAUUCUUCCUUCAGCUUAUUGUUGUUGGGUACUUUGGUUUCAGCUCUGUAUACAUUGCCUCUAUUGGAGACCAGAAGUACUACACAAAUGGUACUAACACAACAGAUGACGGUAUUAACUAUUACCUCUCCAGGAUUCCUUGUGAACCUGAUGGCACAACUCAAGGGUCCUAUUGUGAUUUUGUGAAAUAUGGUGGAACAGAGUAUAUAGUGACAAUGCAGGUUUUCAUGCUGUUUAUGUUUUUCUGGACUAUGAACUUUGUGGUUGCUAUGGGACAGAUGGUAUUGGCAGGAGCUUUUGCCUCGUAUUACUGGGCAUUCGAGAAGCCGAAAGAUAUCCCAGCAUUCCCCUUGUCUGCCUCGCUGUGGAGAACAUUUAGAUACCAUUUUGGAUCCUUGGCAUUUGGAUCUUUAAUUAUAGCCAUAAUCCAGAUGAUAAGGGUUGGGUUGGAAUAUCUGGACCAUAAGCUCAAAGGCUCUGAAAAUGCAGUGGCAAAAUUCCUCUUAAAGAUCCUGAAAUGUUGUUUCUGGUGUUUGGAGAAAUUCAUGAGAUUUUUGAACAGAAAUGCCUACAUUUUGAUUGCAGUAUAUGGCAAAAAUUUCUGCACAUCUGCCAAAGAUGCCUUUUUCCUUAUUCUACGAAAUAUUGUAAGGGUUGUUGUGUUGGACAAAAUUACAGAUUAUGUUUUGUUCCUAAGUAAACUACUAGUAACAGCAUCUGUAGGUGUGGCUGCAUACUACUGGUUCCAAGGAAAAAUUACCUACUUUUCUGAAUAUGUUCCUACAGAUAUAAAUUAUUAUAUCACACCUGUAAUUCUGGUAAUUAUAGGGACCUAUGUCAUCUGUUGCUGUUUCUUCAGUGUAUAUGAAAUGGCUGUAGACACACUCUUCCUGUGUUUCUUGGAGGACCUUGAAAUGAAUGACGGAUCUGCAGAGAAACCUUACUUCAUGAGUAAAGGUCUAAUGAACAUUCUGGGCAAGAAGAACCUCAAACCCGGGGAGAAGAAGAAAUGCUGUGGGUGCUGCUAGGACCCUGCUUUUCCUGACCAAUCAUUCUCAGUGAACAUUUCAUUAUAAGGAGCAGAUUAUUGACAUUAUCUUGUUAUUGUUGGUUAUUUGAGAUUAUUAUUUGAUGUUAUUAAUUCACUCACAACACGGUUGGGGGUGAUGUAUAGUAACCUGACUGAGGUUGUGACAGUACAGACAUGUUUCAUUGUUCAUUUGAAUCAUGAUGUACACACUUUUCAGUUCCUAAUAAGAUGCUACAUACUUAUUCUAGAUGUGUCAUUUGUUCAAAGUAAAAAGACAGAGUUGUGACUAAAUUUCAGGGAUAUUUGUUAGACAAUCAAAGAAAAAAUUGUUAAACUUUUUUUUUUACUUAAAAGUGAAUCAAGGUGAUGAAAUGUUGGCAUAUUUUGUCAUUACUUUUAAACUGUAUAUUUUUUCCUGGAAAAUGAUUAGGUGUCUGUGCACGUCUUGUGUAAAUUAUACCAUGAUAAUUAAUUGUGUUAAAAUGUGCUGGGAGUAUGCUUGCUUUUAUUAUCUGUGAUACUGAUAUUUGACACGUUAUCAUUUUUGGUUUUUUAAAAAUGUUUUCAUUCAUUGAUUUACUUAUUGUAUAUCAUUCCAAUAUACUUUUAUUUUUAACAAAAUAUAUGCAUUUUACAAAAAAAAAUCCAUUUUUAAUAUCUCUACAUCCCACUUUUCUCUUUAAUGCUGGAAUA
Saccostrea echinata is the source of this 3127-nucleotide messenger RNA. RefSeq names its product choline transporter-like protein 2. The transcript is spliced from 23 exons. Gene Ontology annotation, cellular component: membrane. Lineage: Eukaryota; Metazoa; Mollusca; Bivalvia; Ostreida; Ostreidae. The record is from RefSeq and is a predicted model, not a curated record. The coding region runs from base 225 to 2432 and encodes 735 amino acids. Gene Ontology annotation, molecular function: transmembrane transporter activity. Gene Ontology annotation, biological process: transmembrane transport.